Messenger RNA from Ctenopharyngodon idella (grass carp), 3317 nucleotides. RefSeq names its product complement C1q tumor necrosis factor-related protein 7. The coding region runs from base 155 to 1015 and encodes 286 amino acids. Gene Ontology annotation, molecular function: protein binding. The record is from RefSeq and is a predicted model, not a curated record. The transcript is spliced from 3 exons. NCBI's taxonomy places the organism in Eukaryota, Metazoa, Chordata, Actinopteri, Cypriniformes, Xenocyprididae.
GAUGUACAGAAGAAAGAAUAAAAGUAAAAGCCAAAGAAUCUGAGGCCGAGAAAAUAGGGCACAGCUCCAAAUAAGGAAUUCAAAAUAGCAAAGGACAUUACUGAAAGACUCAAACAAGACGGCGAAAACAUUCCUGCAACUUACUGGUCUAAGGAUGUGGACAGUUAUGGGUGUGGUCUGUCUCUCUCAGUGCAUUAUGGGUCAGCUGCUGGAGGCCAGGUCCAAAGGAGCCCUGCCUCAAUUCAUUUGCAGCAUUCCAGGGUUGCCAGGGGCACCAGGAAAAACCGGCCCCCCUGGGCCUCCUGGGGAGGAUGGCCAUGUCGGAAUCCCAGGAAGAGAUGGGAGGGAUGGACGGAAGGGGGAAAAGGGAGAAAAGGGAGACCCAGGGCUCAGAGGUAGAGUCGGGCCGACAGGAAAACUCGGAGAGCGCGGGGAGAGAGGUUUCAUUGGGAAGCGUGGACCUGAGGGUGAUCCUGGAGAUUUGGGGUCUCCUGGUCCUCCAGGACGUCUUGGACAGAAGGGUGACAAGGGCCAACGUGGCCCUCCGGGAGAACCAGGUAUCUGCAGAUGUGGAAGUUUGGUUCCCAAAUCCGCUUUCUCUGUAGGCAUCACCAGUAGCUACCCCACUGAACAAACACCUAUCAAGUUCAACAAAGUCCUGUUUAAUGAAGGUGGCCACUACAACCCCGAGACUGGAAAAUUUAUCUGUGCAUACCCAGGAAUAUACUACUUUUCUUAUGACAUCACUCUGGCCAACAAGCACCUGGCCAUUGGGCUGGUCCAGAACGGACAGUACCGGAUAAAGACUUUUGAUGCCAACACCGGAAACCACGACGUGGCGUCUGGCUCAACCGUGAUGUUUCUCAACCCAGAGGAUGAGGUAUGGCUGGAGAUCUUCUACAGGGACCAGAACGGCUUGUUUGCUGACCCUGGCUGGGCUGACAGUCUGUUCUCUGGGUUUUUACUUUAUGCAGAUACAAACUAUAUGGAUACAUUGGCGGAAGACUACAAAUAGCAGCACACUAAUAUACGGUGCUACCUAUGGCCUGUCCAUCCCUGUCUUUGACCCUGGAUUGGGUUGUUCUGUUUUUUCAGCAUCUCACGCCAUGAACACUGCAUUUCCAGACACAGUUUUAAUUUAUAAAAAGCAGUUAUGUAAAAAAAAAAAAAAAAAAAUCAGUACAAAACUUGUCUCAAGAACCCUGCAUUCUGUUCCAUUCAGCUGUUUUUGCAUGGAAGAACAUCUGACUUGCUGGAUGUCACCAUGUAUAUUGUUGACACAAAAUAGUUUCUGCUGAAAAUGAUGUUGUUACCGAUCAUACAAAUAAGAAUGAGAUCCCUUUUUGAUACUCUUGUAUAUACUGAUUAUUGAUCUGUGUGAAAAAGUCAAUCACGCAAUUAUGAUCACUUAAUGUCACACUUUUUUAACCCAUCCUUAAUGCUAACGGUUUCAACUGAGCAUUUUAUAUAUAUAUAUAUAUAUAUAUAUAUAUAUAUAUAUAUAUAUAUAUAUAUAUAUAUAGGGUUGGGGAGUAACGAAAUACAUGUAACUUAGUUAUGUAUUUAAAAUACAAAUUUUGAGUAACUGUAUUUUAUUACAGUUACAUUUUAAAUGGGUGGUAAUCAAAUUACAGUUACAUCCGAAAAGUAUUUUAGAUUACCAAAGAUUACUUUGAAGUUUUAUGUCAUUUAUUUCAUUUAAACAUGAAUGUAAACUGUGAUGGGCAAUUAAUGUAAACAGCAAUUGGUGAUUCUCUGACAGUCUGCAAAAGCAUCCUAAGCUACAUUUCUACUCCUAAGUUUCAUACCCUUGCAGAAUAUGCAACAUUUUAAUAAUUUUAACAAAAUAAGAGAGAUCAUAAAAAUUGCAUGUUAUUAUAUAGUACUUUCCUGAAUAAGCUAUUUCACAUAACAGAUGUUCACAUAUAGUGCACAAGACAAAAUGACUGAAUUUAUAAAAAUUGCCUCAUUCAAAAAUUUACAUACCCUUGAAUCUUAAUUGUCCUGUCAUUACCUGGAUGAUCCACGACUGUUUUCAUGUUUUGCAAUAGUUGUUUGUGAGUCCAUGUAAUUGUAAAAAAAAAAAAAAAGGGUAAUUGCGACUUUUUAUCUCUAUGAGUUUAAAUCUCGCAAUUGCGUUUUAUAAAGGUAGAUUUGGGAGGCAUAAAAAAGAAAAAAAGUUUAUCACGCAAUCCUGACUUUAUAACUUGCAAUUGUGAGUUUAUAUCUCCCAAUUCUGAUUUAUUUUCUUGCAAUUUGGACUUUUUUUCAUAAAAUUGAGUUUAUAUCUCAGAAUUCUGACUUUAUAACUCACAACUGCAACUUUAUAUCACGCAAUUCUGAGAAAAAAGUCCGAAUUGUGAGAUAAAAACUCGCAGUUACCUUUUUUUGUGUUACAAACCUAUUAGUAUUCCAAAAUAUUCUAAAGUAUUUAGAUUAAGUUACAAAACUUGGGUAAUCUACAAAAUGUACAAAAGUAUUGUUUAAUUUGCUGACCAAUAAAUGCAUAAUGACAUUGUUUGGCAGCCAAUGCUACAUUAUUCUUUUUGCUGUUUGACUUCAUGUGUCACAAACUGCUCUGACACGGAGGUUGAGGAUCCAAAUGCAGUUUUAUUAGGGUAAUCCAGAAUCGUAUCCAAAAAACAGGCAAAUGGUCAAAACACAGGGUAGAUAAUCCGAAAAAAAAAAAAAAAAAAAAAAAAAACAGGGCAGAAAACAGACAAACAGGGAAACCAGGCAGAAGAUCAAAAACCAUAACAUAGGGAAACCAUAGAGAGAGUGCUCAGAAUUGCAGCGUGAUACUAAAAAAAAGACUUUGCAAAGAGGGAGUGAAGACACAGGGCUUAAAUAGGCUGAGCUUAGGAUAAUGAGACAGCUGAACCUAAUCACACAUAAUGAGGCAAUGGGUUAUGGGAAAUGCAGUUCAUGGAAAGCAAAGGAGUCUGGAGGAGUGCCCUUUGGUGGGUAUCAUGGGCACUCCAGCUGGUGGAUGUGACGUGUCAGAUGAAUCCAAAGAUUUAUUGUGGCGAUGAGUCACUUCUUGUAACUUGAGUUCAGUUUAAUUUGUCAUGGGAGAGUUUGUCUGCUAUCUGAGAAAACAGCUCAACCAUCUGGACUGUUCUGAGACCUUGACCUGAACAAAAGCUCUGUGGAUCUAAGGGUGUUAGAGUAAUAUAAUAUUUGUUUUGAAUAUGCUGGACAUUUCAAAAUAAUAUAUAUUUUUUAAAAAUCUGUUUAUAAGAAAAAAAUAUUCAAGCAUUUGUUUCCAGGUUGAUUUCAAAGAUUACAUUUGAAUAAAUGGGAUGUUUGGACCAAUA